Messenger RNA from Astrephomene gubernaculifera, 9806 nucleotides. Lineage: Eukaryota; Viridiplantae; Chlorophyta; Chlorophyceae; Chlamydomonadales; Astrephomenaceae. The record is from the annotation of a GenBank genome assembly.
CAGCAGGUUUGCCAUUUCACAAUUACCAAUCGGACAUACUCCAACUGUAACUGCAUGUCGCGUCUUUGCAUGGCAGCGAACUCUAGAGCUUCUUCCUUGCUACCAAAGACAUAUCGAAGGUAUAGCCUACUGCAUCAUACUUAUGUUGACAGGGUGUUGCCCUCGCCUGACGUUUUAACGCCGUUCUUUAUUUCUAUCUGGCUGGUCAGGUCUGCCAGGCCUAGACGCUACCGAAUACAAUUGAAACGAUAUGACAUUAGUAGUAUAUAUGAACCCCAAGGUAAUGAAGGAAGGGACUUGCCGCACCUGAGGCGCAGCCCAGUGGAAGUGAGAUAGCUGUGGGCGCUAGUUCACGGACGCCAGGGCUGGACGCAAUUUCCAAGGCAACAAAGCUUUCGAAGCUAGGCUACCCUGGCUGCUAAGUUAGCAUCCGUGACUGUGGAUGCCGUACAUACUUUCCAUAUAGUCUUUCGGCUACAUUCGUGGAGGUUCAGAAUUGGUUAAACGGCGACAAGUGAACCCGACGUGACAUGGAGCUGGCGGGAGCAUCUGAGGCCGGGCCUUCAGUAGCCGAAGCUCUACCAGCAAGCGCAUCCACAGCCCCUGCAGCAACAACCACGUCCGGCAACACUGUUGCUUGUUCCGAUGGCAGCGCCCACAAGAGGGGGCCAGCUGGCGGUGGCUGCUGCGUGCAUGUAUCUCUGGAGGGCAACGCUGGGGGCCCCUGCCCGGUCCAGCUGCCGCUAUCGGAGCUGGACCCCUCAGGGAGCGGCGAGGUGAUGGUGGCGGACCUCAUCACAGCGGCUAUCAAGGAACUCAGGACGAGGUAUGGCAAGGUGCGUGCCGGAGCCUCUGUAACCGCGUUCCUGUUGGGCUCCGGAAGCACUCCCAGCAUCGAUGGUGGAGCAGGAGCCGGGAAAGGAACCGGAGGCGGGGAACGUAGAUUGCUGCCCACCUUUGAUUGCCUGCCGCACGACAUACUAACGGCGGCAACGGCAGCCGGGAUAGCUGGCGGCGGCAGCGGCGGCGGCGGCCUGGUGAUGGUCGUACUGCAGGGGGUCACGUGCGGAGAAGCCCCCGCUAACGCGGUCGCGGUGGAAGCUGCGGCGGCGUCAGACGCAGCGUUGAAGCUGGUUGAAAAGGCUCCAGCGCUCUCCAUCUCCACCGUUCCCCUGCCUGGUUUCACAGACACCGCCGACUCGACGUCCCCCACCGCUGCCCUGGCCGGCGCCUCCACCCCAGCUGCCGUAACCCCCCCUGCUGCCGGCACCCCUCCCACGGCCCCUCGCGUCAGCUUCAACCCAGCCUUCGCCCUCAGCCCUAAUAACAGCAACAGCCCCGUCUUCGUUCCCAGCCCCAGCCUCCUGCUCCGAGGUCAAGCCCUGGACGGCGCCAACGGCUCCGUACCCGGCCGUAUUAUGGGUCAGGGACACAGGAGUGUACGGCUUCGGAACGGCAGCGCUGAUUCGGGCGUCGAGACGCUGCUUGUUGAGUCGGCGGCGCCGUCAGUGACGUCUGUGAGGUCCUCUUGGCGAGGGACGAAGCGGCUGCCGCCGCUUCGGACGGCCUCCAGUGGUAACAUGGGCACUGAGGGGGCUGGCCUGACGCGCCAACGGAGCGAAAGCUCCAUUCCCUCGCUCGGCGGCACCUCCCUGCAGCAACUCACACGCACCCAGAGCUCGAGGCGGAUGCGGGGAAGUGAUGACUUGGCGUCCUUGGAUUCCUUCACCCGCGGAGCCGGCGGUAAGGAUGCAGGCACGGGAGCCGCCGCCGCUGCUGCUGCCGGUGCUGCUGUCCCUGCGGGCGGCGGUGGUAAAGGCAGGGGUGCGGAGGAGGAGGGCAGGGGAAAGCGAGCGAGUCGCCUGGGCGGCGGCGCCAGCAUCAAGCAGGACCCCGUCAUGACGUUGAAGUCGCUGGACAGCGCUCGGGAGGAGGAGGCUGAGGGGGAGGAGGAGGGUGGGGCAGCCGCGCCAGGCCUAGCUUCCGCCGCCGCCACUGCAGCCGCCGCCCGGAGGUCCAACGCCGGAGCGGCGAACGACGGCAGCAACGGCGGAGCGGGGGUGGGCGACGGCGCGGUUGGCAGUGAGGGGCUUGCUGCGAAGAAGAAGGAAGGGCUGUUCGUGCGCAGCGGUACACCGGAUGACGAGUACGGCGGUGGCGAUGAUCGUGAUGACGCGGAGGAGGAGGAGGAGGUGUACCUGCCGGCCCCGGGAGCAGACUGGUGCUCCUUCCUGGGUCCCGACCUGCUGGCCAGCUCCCCUGGGCAGUCCUCAGGCGGCUGCCUGGCCUUCCUGACUGCCUGCUCGCCCGGAACAAAGCUUCGCCAGCAGCAGCAGUGGCGGGAGCGGCUGAAGUCCGCGAUGAAGGCACGAGACAAGACGGAGGUCGGCGACUGGAUUGACUUCCACAAGGGCCGCAACGGCAGCCACAGCCAGGCGGAGCUGGAUGCUGCCAUGUGGAUGGCUUUGGAGAACCGCGCACCAGAGCUCGUUAUGCUGCUGUUGCGGGGCGGAGCAAAGCCCAAUGCACCGCGGCCGCAUGGACCCGCCAUCGGGCCGGCGGCGGCGGCAGCGGCAGCAGCCGCCGCCGCCGCUGGCGGCAGCACCAGCGGCAGUAUGGGCGGCGGCGGCCGGCGGAGCAGCUUGAUGGGGAACAAGACCCGAGUGGCCGCCGUCGCGUCGGCGACGACGGCGGUGGCGUCGGCGACGACGGUGGUAUCAGCGGCGGGCGUGUCAGUGGGGCUGGUGCCCUCAGCGGCGGCGCUGGCGGAGGCGGUGGAGGGCCUUACGCCGCUGAUGCGUGCAGCGCAGCUCGCGUCGGUGUCCCUGGUAGAAGUUCUGUUGACGGCGGGUGCUGACGCCGCCGCAGCGCAGCCCGGUAACGGCUGGACGGCCCUGCACCAUGCCGUGCUGGCGUCGCCGCCGGGGUCCCGCAUACGUGCGCGGUUAACAUCCGCCAGCGGCGGCGCCGAGGAAGGGGUUUCGGAGUCGACGUCACCUGAUGACCGUGGGUUCAAGGGUGAGGAGGACGCUUCCCUGCGUUGCGCGAGGAUGCUCCUGCAGCGUUUGGGCAACCAGCGUGCGAGUCAGCUGCGAACGCGGGGACGGUAUCAGGACGAUUUGCUGCGGUUCGCCGUACGGCACGGCAGGACCGCUGCCGUACGGUUCCUUCUCGUCAACGGUUUCAAACCAACGAUGGAGGACGCCCGCAGCAGCGGAGAUUCUGCAUCCUGCGCUUACCUGGCUGGUCGGCUGGGGGUGACGAUUGAGGUUUGGAACCUGCAAGCGCCGGCCGUACCGGGCUCCCGGCAACCCACGUCCUCCUCUUCCGCUGCAAAGGCUGCGCCUAGGCUGCGGGACCCUGACCUGCCUGACUCUUGGCGCCUGAGUGCGGAGGAGCGGCGGUUCUGGACUUGGAGGCGGCAGCUGCUGGUGGGGGCGGCGGCGGCAGGGCGUACGGAGGUGAUUGAAACGGUCCUCGCCAAGCCGCCGCCGUACGACAAGCUCCGUCGUGACGAGCUGGCUGCAGCGCUGGCGGCCUGCCGUACACCCUCCUCGCCCUCCUCCUCCCAGCUCCGGAACCACCAGCGGCGGCAGGUGGAGGAGCUGCUGCUGCGGCACGCGCACGCCUACAUGUCUUGGGAGCGCGAGGUGCUGCCGGGGCUGCAGCGGCUGGAGGCGGGGGUGCUGGGGAACUGGCUGGCGCGGGAUAAGCCCACACCUAGCGAGGUCGAACGCGCACUUGUUGCCGUACUCUGCUCAGAUCGCCUCACCCAGCCAAUGCUGAGUGAUGCGGCCGUUACCGUUGUCAGGAUUCUGUUGGAAGCCGGAGCGGACCCUAACCAUUCCUGGGAGGCCGCAACCUGCCCGAUUCAGUUACCUGUCACGACAGUUGGUACGGCAUUGGGACCCGAACCCGGGGUGCUGCGGCCGUUGCUGGUGGCGCUGCGAGCCCCCGCACCGGCGGUCGUGCAGGCGCUGUUGAACGCCGGAGCGGACCCAUGCAUGACCCAUGGGACACCUACCGGUGCUGAGAACGCCUUGUGCUAUGCUGUACGUGUCGCGGCGGCCGCCGUACGCUGCCGUGAUGAAGGCGUGGGUCUGGAUGCAACCGCUGCGGCUGCGGCUGCUGAGGAUUGCAUUUCGGAACUGCUGGAAUGCGACAAACACCGUUCCCAGCUGCUGCUUCCAGGGCCCACUCCUCCAGUCAACAUCCGGGGUAACAACAACGAAGGCGUCGGUGACGUCUCCCAGCGUCCGCAAGGACAACAGGCGCAACUGCAGGGCUUGUCACCGGCGUUCAUUGCGGCCGUUAAUGACCUGCCAAAGGUGCUGAGGAAGCUCUGCGAGGCUGGAGCUGACCCGUGGGUCACUACUGUGCCCGCGCCGCCAGGCGCACCUCCAUCUCCACGCGAACUCUUGCUGCUGUCUGGAAGGGACCCGUCCACUGGCGGUGCCGGAAACGGCACCAACGGCGCUGAACCGGAGCGCUGGUCCGUCGGACACGAGGCCGCACGUUGUGGUGCGUUGAGCGCCUUGCGUGUGCUGCUCCUGCUAGGACCCGGCAGUAGCAGCAGCAGCGGCGGUAGCGGUAGUGCUGCUGGUGCCGCAGUCCGCAACCUUGCAGUCAGCCCAGGCGUCAUGGCCACUCGCCGCCGGGGUGCCCUCGUGGGAGCCAUCCGGGGAGGUCGUGUGGGCACCGCCAAACUCAUCUUGGAUGCGGAGGCCGCCGCCGCCACCGCUGCGGCGGCCGCCGCCGGCGUCGGUGACGGCAGCCUGUACGAAGCAGAGCUGGCGGCGGCGCUGGCCCUUUGCAAGGCCAGUUGUAUGACAACGGAUUCUCCGCUGCCGCCGCCGCCGGGCCUUAUCACCAUCCCUGGCGCACAGGACCCGCCAAGAUACGACGCAUUGGCAGCGUUCCUUUCCUCGCGUGCUCACAUGUACAUGGAUUGGGACCGGGAGAUUCUACCGGCGUUGCAAUCCGCCAACAUGGCUGUCGUACGACGUUGGAUAUCGAAUGACCGAGUGGCGCCUGAUCAGGCGAACAAGGCGCUGGCGGCGCUGGUGGCGGCGGCGCGGCAGUGCAAUUCGGCGUACAACGAAUGCGCCGUCGCCGCCGCCGCCGCCGCCGUCGGCGGCGUCGGUAGCACCAGCAAGCGCAAAUGCGAGUCGCUAACUGAGCAGCUUUUGGCUGACUUGGCUGGGCUGGCGCCUCCGUCGGUGAGUGGCAUAGCACCCUCCGCGGUGGGAGGUACGGCGACGCCGACGGCGGCGGCGGCGGAUCCGACGGCGUCGGGUCGUUCCGUGGCGGACAUUGCGAGGGCGCUGGUGCAGGCGGGUGCAGACGUGAACCUGGUGGUGGCGGAGGCGAAGGAGGUGGAAGGCAAGGAGAAGGAGGAAGGGGCGCCUGUACCUGCCGGCCUGACGGUGCUCAUGCAGGCCGCCGUCAAGGGCCACCUGCCCCUGCUGGAAGUCCUUCUAGACAUGGGAGCAAGAGUUGACGCGGAAGACGCAGCAGGACGUACGGCACUCGACCAUGCCGUACAGUCCCGCCGCCGCUUGGGCCACAACGGCUGUCUGACGCGGCUACUCAUGUCUUACGGCAACCGCCGCCUGGACACCCACCGUACGGCGGCCGGCGAUACCGCCCUCAUGAUUGCCGUACGACUCAUCGACUUGGACGCCGUGCAGUCGCUGCUGGAAACCGGGGCGUCGCCGCUGGCGGCGCCGCCCCCGUCAGGCGACGGCGACGUCGCCAGCCGUAGCCGUACGGCGGUCUACCUCGCAGCGCGGCUGGCUAACCGUGAGCUGCUGGAGGCUCUGCUGCCUGUGGCGGCGCGUGAGGAGGGCGGUCCGACGGCAUGCCGACGGGAGGUGCUGCUCGGGUCUUUGCAUGGCGGGCGGCUGGGACUGCUGGAGGGCUCCCUGGCGCUGUCGGAGCGGCUGACGUCGCUGCCUGAGAUGCCCUCGCCGGCAGCGCUUGCAGAGGCGGUGAGGGAUGGAGCGGCGACGGCGGCGAAGGGCGGAGCUGCGGUGGGCGGGGCGGGGGCGCUGAGCACGAUGGCUGAGUUUUGCUCCCGUCUGUCGCGUCAAGCCGCGCUACGACUGGAGGAGGUCCGGCAGCUCGUUCGGGAGCUCGACGACAUCCCCAAGCCCGCCUCCACCCAAGCCGCCGCUGCUGCUAGCGACGCCGCCUCUUCCACGCCUGCCGCCGCCAGCGACCUGCCUCCGCUGCCGCCACCCGCGGUGUCCCCCGCACUGCUGCGGCGCUACCUGGUGUCGAAGGCUCGGCUGCUGGCGGGGGCGGGGGCGCUUGCGGGGCGGCUGGGGGAGGUGUGCGGCGCGGCGGGGGAGCAGUUGGGCGCGAUGGAGGGGGAGCUGAGGGAGAGGAGGAAGCAGGCCUCCGCAGCCGUCUCAGGCGGCGCGGACGCGCAGGCCCGGCUGCUGGCUGCUCAGUCGCGUCUGGCGGCAGCGCGCGAGGGUGUGGUGCGGGGGGUGGGUGCUGCCGCUGAGAGCGCCGAGGGGCGGAUAGAGGAGCUGCUGCGGAGGCGGCUGGCGGGGCUGGUGGAGGCGGGGAAGAGGGCGGAAGCGGAGGUCGGCUCCCGAGCGGAGGAGCUGCAGGCGGACGUGAAGCGCCGCGCCGCCCGGGCGCUGCGGGAGGUGCAGGAGCGGCGGGAGGAGGGGCUCAGCCGGCUGGGGGCCAUGGAGCACGAACUGGACUCCAUCUGGCUCCGAAGGCAGCGCCAGCUGGCAGGCAAGCCCGCAGCCCAGCGUGACGCCCUCAACGAGGCGGCGGGAGCGCUGCGGCAGCUGCUGGCGGAGCGGCGGGACGAGCUGGCGGCGGCGGCGGAGGCGGCGGUACGGCAGAUUGAGGCGAUGGCGCGGCGCGGUGGAAGCAUGGUGCGGCUGGAUUCGCUGCUUGCUGCGGUGGGGCGGGUGCAGGCGGAGGCGGCGAGGCAGGCGCAGAAGACAGCAGAGUGGGCCAAGCAAGUGGUGCGGGAGCGCGCCUCCGAGCUCCUGACAGCCGCCUCAGUCGCCGACCCCAACAAUCCCAACAACCCCAACGGCACCGCCGCCUUCGCCAACACCAGCAACGGAGGAAUCAACGCAGGCAACGGCAACAGCAGCAACACCGUGUUUGCCAGGGCCGCGCAGUUGCAGCGCAUCCUGGGUCUUAUGACAGCGGAGGUGACCCGUGGGUCGGCCACUGCCGCCGCUGCGUCGUCCAAGGUGCUGGCGGCGCUGACGCAGGCAGCGGCUGCGGCGGAGGAGCGUGUGGGGAGGCGCGUGGAGGCUGCCAGGCAGAAGCUGCAGAUGCAGCUGUCCUCCCUCCUCUCGGGUCACCAAGAGCUCGUUCGCACCCUUCAGUCGCUGGAGGUGUGGAAGGGCAAGACACGGGGGGCGGCAGGCGGGCAGUUUCAUGGCGCAGGGCACAGAUCGGAGGGCGGCGCUGCAGGCGCGCAUGAGGAGGAGGAGGAGGUGGCGGUGCUGGGGGAGCAGGAGGGCGGCGCGGCGCUGCUGCUGCCGGCGGUGGAGGAGCUGCUGGGGGAUCUGGAUGUUAGCCGCGUGCUGGCCGGCGUGGACGCAGUCGCGCCUCCCACUGCCGCCGCACCCGUCCCGCGCGUCUCAGCAGCGGGCGGAAGCUCUGACAGCCUAGGACGCGACUCCCCGGGCCCUGGAACCACCACUGCAACUGCUGCUGCUGGUGCGGCAGCCACGGUCGCAGAUGAUCCCAGCGCCUGGCUUGCACGUGUUGAGGUGGUGGAGGAGCGGGUGGAGGAGGUGUGUCAGGAGAUGGCGCAGGAGCUGAUGCUCACCUUCCCACCUCCGCCCUCCUCCGCCGGCGCCGCAGCUGCGGUCUCGUGGCGAACCGCGGAGGCCGCAGCCAUGAUCUGUGACGCGUUGGAGGCCGCGGACCUGGUGCCGUUGCUGCCGCCUGCUACCCCGCAAGAUGCGGAUCUGCUGCUGCUGGAUCUUAACAAGAGGGCGAUGAGUGUGAGGGACCGGACAAGGACCGGCGUUUCUGGCGGCGGCGGUCACACGGUUUCCUUCGCCGUUGCCCCCUCCUUCGCCGCGGCUCCUUCCUUUGGCGCGGCUACUUCCUUUGGAGGUUACCCGCCUGAAUCCAGCCCUGGAUUCGCCUUUGCCAAGGGCUACGGCUCCUCUGGAAACGAGGGUUAUCUAGCGAGGGCAGCGGCGGCAACUGGAGGCAGCGGGAACCUUAUUGCGGACGAAACGCCGCUGAUGGGGUUGUUGGAUCGAUUGCAAGACGAGCUAGCAGCCUUGGACCUCUCCCAGCCAGCUAGCAAGCUUCGAUUGGAUGUGUCGGACAUCGACUUGUCGUCACUGGGUCAGGCUGACCCACGGGUCGGCAGUGAUGAUGAGGACGAGGGAGAUGCGAAUGGGGCUGUGAAGGAGUGGCGGAAUGCGGGGUACGGCAAGGUGGUUCCCGGAGGGGCACGUGCGAGGAAGCGGGCUGGUGGGGAUGAUUCGGAUGAGGACGAGGAGGAUCAUGGCUAUCAGAACUUUAGUGCGGCGCAUUACGGCGACAGGGCUGAGGAUGAGUUUGCGCGUAGUUACGCAUAGUGCUUCGCCUACUGUUUGCGGGGCAUUGCGGAAUUUGGGCUUGUGAGGUUGUGGAUGGGGUUGAGGGUAAUGCGAAGCGGGUUUGUUAGUAUGAUAUAUAAUUUGGUAAUGGUGACAUGGAAACUUGGUGUGAUAUUACCGAUAUGUACGGAAGACGCAGGGUGAAGUGGUGAGGUCGGCAGGUUGAUGGCUUCUUGCGGGUUGCAGUGUCCAAACCAAGUGUUAUUGUGACCACAGCAUGUCGCAUGAUCAGGGCAAAACGUAGAGCAAGCCGAGUGAGGCCAGCCAGCAUUAAGAGGCAAGCCGGUGGUAUCUUGAGGCUUGCCUAAUCCCAUGAAGUACCUUUGGUUGUUGAUGUUAAAAAAUGGCGUUCGCUGCAGGGUGAUCCCUGAUGUUGGUAUGUUAUCCAGUGUGUGUGGCAGCUUGCUGGGUUAUCAGGAGUAAGGAGCAUCUGCCCUGUUGUGUCUUUUACCGUUACCGCGAUCAACCCCUUCCCGUGCAGCGACGUUCCUUACUUUACCCGUCUAUUACGUGUCGUCGUUCGUUACGAUGCGGUUAGUUUCGUUGAUAUGUCCCGCCAGCGCUGAUAUGCCGCUGGAGCAUUCAUACUCUGCCUUCACCAUGCAUCUUUCCAGCUUGCUCUAUAUAGACACCCCCAAGACCUAUGUACAUAGCCUUUACCUGGGGUGCAUAGUAAUGCAGGUAAUAGUGCGUGGUAUAGAGCGUGAAGCCUCUUGGAUGGGCUUUUAAGGGCAAGAGAAACAGCACAGUAACGUUCGCGGCCUGUCACGGAGCUACUUGCUGUGGCGCCGGAGGUUGGCGGUGGGGGUCUGUGAAUGUGAAUGGGAAGGAAGGACAUGUGGCAUGUGGACAUUCAUUCAUGUGGACAUGUGAGAUAGACUUGCUGGAGGGUACCGGUACCUAAUCCUUACUAUGAUGCUUAAGACGUUUUGAGGAGUUCUGCAUUGUACACCAGUAAUGCGUGCAAGGUAAACAUGGUCAACAUGCUGUGUGCCAUUGGUGCAGCAGCGUCUUUGCCGAUACGGGUCCGCUCCGUAAGUGAGAGCGGAUGACCGUGUUACCGUAGCUGGUGGAGGAAAGUGUGCUAGUAAAUCCCGUAUGUUGUAUUCCGUAUCACGUAUGCCGUAUUCGGCGCAACAAACGCAAGAACUGAAAGGAAGCCCUGUCCAAAGGACACUUAAGUAGGGAGGGGUGUCCUGC